GAGCUGAACGUAACUGGCCAGUUCGCGCUCGUGGACAACUUGACCGCCAGUCAGCUGUACGGAUUCACCGUGGUGGCUGUCAACGAGUACGGUACUUCUUUGCCCAGCUCUAUCAUCACUAUCAACGUCACCGACCAGCACGGUGACGUCAUGCAGAAGGCGGUGACGUCACACCCUCACAGUCUGAGUGUAUCUGAGCUGUCGGCGACUCAACUCACUGUCAGCUGGGCGCCGCCCGUCAUCUCACACCCCACCGAGCGACUCAGAUACAGGGUGUCCUACCGCGGUCCGAACGCCACAGAGUACACCAACGUCACCACGGCGGCGCUGCUGCUCAAGCUGGUCAAACUGACGCCCAACUCUCAGUACAGUGUUUUUGUGACUGCGCUGAGCGGAUUGGGUGAGAGCCGACCGUCAGAAACUCUACAGAUGUGGACCAGCCCUGCAUAUCCUGCCUACGUCGAGCUGCCUACGAUCCACCCCACGGACAUGGUGAAGGAGGGAGGCAGUAUGACCGUACUGUGUAUCGCCAUGGCGGCCCCCGAGCCCACGGUGGCUCUCUACAUCAACGGGAGGCACGUGACUGAGGGUCGCACGCGGCACCUCGUGACGACAAUUCGUAACGUGACCCGUGACAUGAGCCAGGUGACGUGUUAUGCCGAUAACGGGUACGGCACUCCGAUGCAGUCGACUCGACACAUUAUCAUCAGCCGUCGUCCGAUGAUCCGCUCCCGUCCCACCUACGUGGCCAAGGAGGGCAGCAGUGUGACCCUGCGCUGUAAGGUGGACGCCAGUCCCGAGCCACAGAUGGUGUUCUUCAGGGAUCCAUCUCAGCGCCAGGCAGUCAUUGACGGAGGAAACUAUGUCAUCACUCUCAGCUCGGGACAGACGGAGGGAGACCACACCAUGGAGUUGAUGAUCAAGCAGGUGACGGCGGAGGACUUCGGCAACUUCUACUGCCACGCCGAGAACGUGUUUGGUGGUAUGACCAAGCUGGUCACGCUCACCCAACAGAAGGAGGCGCCCAAACUGUACAACCUCGGCGUCACCGAAUGCUGUCGCCGACUCAACGUCAGCACGCAGUGUCAGCGCGCAUGCGCAUUUGACGUCGAUCUGGACGCGGUGCUGGCCAUGCCAGAGUGUGCCAGAGAGAUGGGAAAACUGAUGACGUGUGCGGCAGAUGGCUCUGAUCACCGGCGCUGCUGUGCCAAUAAGAUCGUGCCUACUCGGUGUCUGGACUGGUGUCGGGGCGAGCCGGUGGCCGCUGUUCAGGAGUGCUCAAUAGGAUACGCCAAGGAGAUCGUCGACUGCUUCGAGGAGGGAAAAGCCGUGCUGCCGGGCCCUCCUCUCAAUGUCCGUGUGGAAUCGGUCAGCAGUAACGCCGUCCGUGUCCGCUGGGACGAGCCCGACAAGAACGCAGACAAAGUCGAGGUCUACAGGGUAUACUGGCGCGCCCCGGAUGACAAGAUCUCGUCGCGCAACGACACGCGCUCGACAUCGCUGCGAAUCAGCGGCCUGCGAGCCGGUGUGGAGUACGAGUGCGCGGUGAAGUCGGGAAACCACUACGGAUCGAGUCAACUCACCACGCCGAUCAUGUUUGUCCCCGGCAGGAUAUUUGUGUCCUCGGAGAGCACCGAUGAAAACUACUACAUCGGCACUGGCACCGUGCUGGCGGUGGUGAUAAUCCUCGUCCUGGUGCUGGCCGUGAUGAUGGUCGGAGCCGUACUCUAUCGUAGAAAGAGGAGGAAGGCCGGAGCCGCCGACCGCGUCAGCUUCGAAAACCCCAGCUACCUCCGGGAAAUGAACCUGGAGAACCUUCAGAACACAUCGGAAUCGUCAUUCUCGGGCGGCCUGAACGGAACACACGGCUUCCACUCUAACGGCGACCCGGUAACUCUUAGUGUCAACAGUCACCGCCAGACGCCGCCACAGUCGAACGGCGGCAGCCAAUCAGCGUCGCCGGCGCGAUUUGUCGCCCUCCGCAACGGGCUGGGAUUGGUGGCCAAAAAGGCGGGAUUCAAACAGUUCGAGAACGAGCAGUGAUUGGUGGACGAGUGAUGACGCUCGGUGGUUUGACGAGGACAGCUCCACAAAUGCCUGUGAUUGGCUGCCACGUUUUGGGGAGGACGCUGAUUGGUGGGCGAGGACACGCUGGGCGUGGCUUGAUAAAAACGGUGGUGCGUUGACAAUAGAAACAGUGAGUGUGAUGAGCGUUGUCAUAUCUAUGAAAUGCGAGUACGUUUGUGUGACAUACUGAUGAAGUUUUGAAUGGUGUCUUUACGAACAAUAUUGGUGACUGCGUCGAAGAACGAUAUACUCAAUAGUUAACCAUACAUCACCAUCAGGUAAAUGUCAAUGAGCGCUUAAAUAGCUCUGUCUUAUUAAGAUGGGUGCCGCGUUAGGAAGAGGUUAAUGGUCACGUGCAUACUAAUAUGGUGUCGAAAAUAACAUCGAAAGGUGACUUAGCAUCACAAAAGUUGACUCAAUUACCGUUUAUUCUGAUCUGUGACCAGAACGAAUAUGAAAGUAAGGAUCUAAAGAAACUGUAACAUAUGGUGACAGUUGAAUCUGCUUCUGGGCCUCCUUAGCUCUUAUUACUCAAAAAUUCCGUGUUUUCCUUAAAUGCAUGUGAUUUAGGGGUCAUUUGGCGCAUUCAGCUUUCACUAUCAUGUUUAAAUGAGUGACACAUGGGAUUUGUCAUUGAUUUUUCAUGCUGCAUGACUAGGAUUUGAUGCAUUUAACUAUAAGGCCUCAGUAUUGCUUGUUGCAAACAUGUUCUGUGAUUUGAAUACGUUAUUCUCAAUGUCAAAACAUGAUAAUUCCGAUAAUCGGUAUUCUACCAUGUUGGGGGCAUCAUAUCUUCGGUGGCUGGAAGGAGCAGCCGAAACUCGAAGUCCGUUGUUUUUGGUUGUCAAAGUCGUUUAUAGUUGGUUGUCCAUUGACAGUCCAUGCCUCAGACUCUAGCCUUUCUUGUGCUCGCUUCCUGCCACUUACCGUGACCCCUAGUUGUUGAACUCCUUAAUUUAUCGGCGAAUGUUGCACGUUGUUACCGUGCCUCGCCAGGGAUGUACCACAUAGAUGGUACAAGGGCAUUAUAGGGCAAUUACACAUAGACUGGUGAACACAUCACACCGAUGAUAUUCGCAGUAGCACAAUUCACUCGAGUAUGAAUGACGUAUAAGUGCUAAGUGGUGUUUAUAAGGUACUUGACUGAUAUGCGAAGUGUGUUGUAUUCGAGUACUUUGUAUUCGAGUGUUCUAUAAACCUGUCUGAUAUGGGUUGAGAGGUCGCAUGUGAGUAAAUUGAUAGUGAUUGUUACAAUUAGAUUUAGUGAAAUGAGCGAACACAACUUCUUGAUUUUCCUUGGCAUUCGAAUCUCCGUACACUGCCAUUUCCAGUGAAGGACCUAGGAGCCCAAUAGAUUGGCAGAUGAACAAAGUUUGGUUUCACACAGCGUUUUUAUAACCCUAUGAACAACUAGUUACAAUUGCUAAAAUGGACCCAUGACACACACAAAAAAGCAACUCGACAUCCACUUUUAUAACACGAUAGACUACCAUGUUAGACGGCUAGAUUCGUGCGUGCGAACUGCGAAUGUUUGUAAGUUGUGUAUGAAUGUCGAAGUGUUUGCACACAGUUGUUACACGGACGAUGUUUGAGUGCUCACUGGCGUGUAUUUAGUCACAUGUAACGUGCCCUCAUCGUGUAAUAUACGUCAUGGGGCACCCGA
Molecule: messenger RNA, 3730 nt
Organism: Amphibalanus amphitrite
Lineage: Eukaryota; Metazoa; Arthropoda; Thecostraca; Balanomorpha; Balanidae
Product: Ig-like and fibronectin type-III domain-containing protein 1
Exons: 14
Molecular function (GO): protein binding
Source: RefSeq, a predicted model, not a curated record